UCCCGCGCGGCCGCACCUCCGCCUCCGCUCUUCCCCCCCUACUACGACAGUUGUUGCCCUCACUCGCUCACGCCGUCUUUCCCUUCACAAGGUCAUACGCUUUCCAACUUCCUCUGGUUGGCCAGAAAUUCGAUCUUCUACUCUCAACGGGAUUCCAACCACCCAGUCGAUCGCCCUUACGGAUGUAUUCGCAAUACCGCUAGUUCGUCAACGUUGAUUGAGUGCGCCCGCUUACUGCGCCCCAGUCUAGCCCCAGUUACCUUCGACAGUAUAAGGCUUUUGGUUCCAUUCAAGUUUGGUUCGUUGUGUCAAGGCAAGGUUUAGUCCGGGAGCAGCCUGUGAGGCUCGUCAGGGAGAAUCGCCGGCAUCUUCCUCCUGGCCACCUGCAGACUAUUGUGAGGAUCGAAGGAUGGGAUCGGCAGAGGCUGCCUCUUCACCUGCUUUCCCUUUUCUGGAACCUAUUGUAGUCGACGACGACAUGGGUAACCCUUAUCAAGAUACAGAUUUGGACUUCCUAGACACCGCAAGGUUGCAAGUUUCGUCCGAAGGCGCGGGGAGGGAUUUCGACGAUCUCUUUUCUCACGCUCCUCCCACCCGCCAGAACCGGGACUCCGAGCCAACAUGCCUGUCACCUUCCGAACUCUCGCUGAAACGGUCAUAUCAAGAGCAAGAUGCAAUGCGACAAUUCAAUGUGGUCUCCGCGGAGUCCCCCGCGGAGUCUCCAGAUGGUUCAACUCCGAGUUCGUCUUCUGAGUCACCACGGAAUCAUCUUCGCAAUCCGUCUGUAACAUCAUCCACGUCGGCAGUGCAUAGCGAAAACACGAUGAUGCCGUUUGGCUACACAACGGAGGAUUGGAUGAACCCGGAUCUCGCGUCGGUGAAGGAGGAGUCGCUAUUUGGUUUGGAUCUUUCUUUACCAAAUAUAGGUGGUCCGUUCCACGCAGAUGCCGAUCUUGAGUCGAGCAACAAGGCCAUGGAUGCAGCUUUCGAUUUUGAAAGUGCCGCCAGUAGCCCCAGUCCUUUGAAAUCCGAGACAACGCCACAGCCGAAGUAUACGAGAAAGUCCAAAUCACAAUUGCGGAGCACGUCUGGCGCUUCCGCCAGGCAAUCUGCCUCUCCGGUUUCCGGUGCAUCUUUCUUUGCUCGAAGUUCUAAGGAGGCUUCGCCCUUUUCGGUCUCUCGUAAUAUCAGUCAAGGAAAGUCUUCCUUGGGACCAUGGGGUGGCCAUUCCCCUUCAUCGUAUUUGGAGGAGAGUUUUGGUGGCAUCAACAUGAACGGUUCUCCAAUGAACUCGACGCUGAAUUUUGGACCGAAUAGCUUUCCUUUCGGCAUCAAUUUCGUUCCGUCGCCGUCCCCAAGCUUCAUGAAACCGGAAGCGACACAGCGACAUAUGUUGACUGUCCAUCCCACAUCGCUCAAGUCACGCGUGGAAACACAGAUUCCCAUCAGAUUGACACUUUUCCCAUUACCGCCUGGCGUGAAGAAGGUUCGCUUGCCUAGCCACACUAUCUCAAAGCCUAAGUUUCUGGCACCGCCGACUAUUGAACGUUCUCCGGAGAUCGUGGAGCUUCACACAAGCCUUGUCUGUACCAGCGCAAUGCAAGAACAGGAUAAGCUCAAGAAGGCUUUUGCUAGAGCGAGAGGCGAAAGUCGAUAUCGGUCCUCCAGCUCCAGCCCACGUGCUGCUGACGACGUUCAGGAGGACGACAAGCCAUUGGACGGAGGAGAAGUUAAGAUAUGCCCUGGCUGUAUACAGCGCGAACGAAAGCGGGCGUUCCGCAAGAAACAGAGAAAGCCCGAGGAAGACGAACUGUUUCAGAAGGACGAGGAGAAACGAGUCAUCGUGUUCAAUACCAACGAGAUUAAGGACUGGACGGAACCGUCGAAAAACGCCAUACCUGGCUAUGGGGAUGGCCAAGUUCUAAACAUUCCAGCAGGGGCAAUGCAGGUAGAGCUGCCGAUGCGAAUAGCAUGUUAUUGCAGGCAUCAAAAUGAGAAGCUUGGAUUCCAGGUAAUAUUCACUGUCAAGGAUCAUAAAGACAACGUGAUAGCUCAGGCGAUCACGAAUUCGAUUAUGAUUACGGACGACCACAAAACACAUGCUCCACCAGCUCCACCAGCUCCUGGCCCCUCCCCCUCUCUGCCGGAUGGCACACAAUUGCCAGGCGUUGGUGUCUUUCCCUCAAGUCCAAGUGUGGAGACCGGGAAGACGUCAGCCUCUGCGCAGCAGCCGAAUCAAGCUGCUUCAGCGACUGACUUGCAGGGACUUCAGCAACAGUUCAAUUCACAGUACCAAUUGCCCUCUAGCUCGUUCCCAAUCAACCAGUCGUCAACGAACGGCGCAGCGUCGAAUUUGCAAACACCACGCAGUCUUUCGAGACAGAACUCGCCGAAUGACUUUCAAGGGCCAAUAAGCAAAAGACGCAAGCAUAGUAACUCGGGAAGACUUCCCUCGGAGCUUACUAUGACCAAGUUGGAGAACACGCAAUCAUCGGCCAACGCCUCCAGCUCGUCAGCGACCAACGGUGAGCCACAGUUCUCAGGAGUCCGCGGAUUCGCGUCACCGGUGGAAAGGCCCUUCGUGACCUCAUCCGCCAUGACCAACCAAUUUCCCACCAGUCCUCCCACCCCGAACAGCGGAGACAACAAUCCGUUCCUCAGUGCGGCACUGCAGCAACAGAGCCUGGACAGUUUUAUUCAACAGCAGUUCAUGUCUGCACCAAACUCUGCUCAGCCUAGUCGUCCCGGUACUCCCGGAGGCUCUAGGAACAACUAUCACGAUCAGUCUUUCAAUCUGUCCCUAGGUCCAAACACAUCCGCACCAAUGUGGCCCCCACUCACCAAUGCCGGGAACCGCUUGCCCUCAGUCAUCCAUAAGCUCGUUCCCGCCGAGGGUUCCAUCACAGGAGGCACCGAAGUCACACUCCUCGGAAGCGGCUUUUAUCCUGGCAUGGAAGUUGUAUUCGGUGAUACUCUUGCCACCACCACCACAUUCUGGGGUGAUAAGUGCCUGAAUUGCUUGACCCCUCCUGCUCUUCAGCCUGGAAUGGUGCCUGUGGUGUUCAAGCACGAACAUCCCACAUUUGGCCAAAUACAGACACCCCAGCCUUUGAUGCCGAAGCAACAGCAGUAUUUCCGUUAUGUAGAUGAUCGCGAGCUGCAAAUGUACCGCUUAGCUCUCGGAAUCCUAGGACAGAAGCUCGGCAGUCAAGCCGAUGCGUUCCAGACGGCUCAGCAAAUCAUGGGCAGUGACAUGAAGAGCGUUUUCAACAUACCAAAGGAUUUUCAAGGUUCCUCAAGUGGACACCAGCGACAAGUGCCCGGUUAUGAGUCGCAGGGUAAAUUGAGCGAUCUCGACUCGAAAAUGUUGACUUAUCUCGAAUUUGUUGACCUCGACGACAGCCCUCGGCCGCCUAAGUACAACUCGCGCUCGGCGACUGGCCAGACGCUGCUCCAUUUCGCCUCGUCUCUAGGUCUUACGCGAUUCGUUGCUGGACUACUUGCACGGGGCGCUAGCCCCGAUGUGCAGGACAAUUCUGGGAAUACUCCCAUGCAUUUGGCAGCUUUGAGCGGCCAUGCACACAUUGUGCAGCGGCUGCGUCUUGCAGGAGCUGAAACCACUGCCCGCAGUAUACGGGGAUUCACGCCGGCAGAUCUGGCGACUAAUUUACCCGCACACCAGGCUGCGCUCAUUCCUGCCCGCCACCGCUCACGUAGCGUUGGUUCAUUGUCAUCCUCGCGCCGCAGACACAGUUCUGCAUCGUUGCACUCACUUUGGGAAUCUUCCUCAGCAUCUGACUCGUUUGACCAUGCUGCUGAUGACUCUGACGAUGAGGAGGAUGAGGAGGAUGAAAAUGAAUACACGAUGUCGCGACGGUCGAGUAUUCACCACGAUCGACCAGGGCCGAUUACUGCACCUGAACAGACACCUCAAGCGGAGGAUAAUAGACCAUUCUCUCCGCCAGCUGCUCUGGUUGCUUGGCGCAAUCAACUCCAGACUCAAAUCAAUCAGUUCCAACAAAGCGUGGCCAAUGCUUUCCCCAACCUCCCUGCUUUGCCGCCCAUGCCCGCCUUGCCUGACUACCAGGCCCAUCCCAUGAUGCGUCGUAUCACCAAUCUUGUUCCGCACCGCCCGAGUACUGCGCGAUCGUCGAAGGAUGGUUGGUGGGAUAUGCUAACGGGCAAUUCGACUCCUGACACCUCGGCCCCAUCUGCAGCGGAGCUGCCGUCAUAUGAAGAGCUUUACCCACACAAGGAGAACCAGGGCGGAGAGGAAGAGGCAACGCGUCUCAAGAAGGCUAGUUUGUUGCAGGCAGCUGCAGAAGCUGCCCUUGAUCAACACUUCGAGGCCCAGGCCAGCACCUCGGAAGCCGUUAUCGCCAAACCGGACAGUGAGGAGCUCAGAGAUAUUCGAAUUGGUCGCAAGGUGAUCUCUCGUGAGCAACAGAAACAUCUCCGGGAGCAACAAGCACGGAGAAUGAAGGGUCUUGGGAACGAUCGCAACCUAUACUUCAUCUGGAUCCCUCUUCUGCUUCUGGUCAUAGGCGCCUGGGUCCGGAGUUACGUCCCGGGCAUCUGGGAAGGCAUCUACAGCGGCUAUGAGUUUGUCAAAGCUCGAUAUGCGCAGCGCGUUCUAGAAGCUGGUUCUUGAGCAGUUCUAUCAUACUACCUGCUCCUUAUUCACGUUUACUUGACAUUUGUCUUUUCAUUCAUUUGAGCUGGGGCGUUCCGUCUAUUGGACUGGUACUGGUAAUACAACGGGCAUUUCCGCCCUUGUUUGCGUAUGAUGUUUCUAUAAUGAUGGGAUAUGAUGGGUCUAUUUUCAUUCCACCUUGUUUGUUUGUGCUGGCAUUUUUAUCAUGUUGUUAGAGCCUUGUCGUCUCCCACGGGUCCUGUACAGAAUCUAUAUAGCUUGUUCUUUUUUGGGCGAUUUUGACACAUUCAUUUUAGAUAUAAUGGAACACA
Molecule: messenger RNA, 4965 nt
Organism: Aspergillus homomorphus CBS 101889
Lineage: Eukaryota; Fungi; Ascomycota; Eurotiomycetes; Eurotiales; Aspergillaceae
Product: putative membrane-tethered transcription factor (SPT23)
Exons: 4
Coding region: 410-4651 (1413 amino acids)
Molecular function (GO): protein binding
Source: RefSeq, a predicted model, not a curated record